AUGUUUCGUUUGUUCCUUUUCACAGUGCUUUUGGUGGCAGUAUCAGUCAAUUGUUUGCCAGCCAAACAUGAAGCCAAAAUGGGCAGGAUUGCCUUAAAAAAAAAUAGGUUGGACAUAAAUGCUCUUGCACAAAUUGGGCCACAUAGAGAAGCACUCAAGGAGCGUUACUCCAAAUUAAGAUCUGGAUCCGGGGUUGAGCCACUCACCAACUACAUGGAUGCCCAAUACUUUGGAGAAAUCUCCAUUGGAAGUCCAGCCCAAAACUUCACCGUUAUUUUCGAUACUGGCUCCUCAAACUUGUGGGUUCCAUCAGUCAAAUGUCCAUCGUCCAAUAUUGCUUGCAAGCUCCACAACAAAUACGAUUCCAAAAAAUCAUCCACUUACAAAGCUAAUGGUAGAUCUUUCGCUAUCCAAUACGGAACUGGAUCUAUGACUGGGUUCCUCUCAACUGACACAGUCACUGUUGCCGGUUUGUCCGCUAAACACCAAACCUUCGCUGAAGCCAUCAAACAACCAGGUGCCACUUUCAUCUCAGCCAAAUUCGAUGGUAUUUUGGGUAUGGGUUACGCUAGCAACUCUGUCGAUGGAGUUACACCAGUUUUUGACAACAUGGUGGCUCAAGGAGCCGUAGACGAACCAGUCUUCUCUUUCUACCUCAACAGAGAUUCAGAUGAUGAAUUGGGUGGUGAAAUUCUUUUGGGAGGUACCGAUCCUGCGCACUACGAAGGAGAGAUUACCUGGGUCGAUGUAAACAAAAAAGCCUACUGGCAAUUCCGUGUCGAAGGUAUGAGCAUCGAUGGACAUGUAGUAAGCGUUUGCCGUUUAGGUUGUCAAGUCAUCGCUGAUACUGGUACCAGUCUUAUCACGGGACCAUCCAGAGAUAUCAGAAAAAUAAACAGGGCUAUCGGUGCCGAAGUAACAUUGAGCGGAGAAGCUUUUGUUGAUUGCGCUCGUAUCCCAGAUCUUCCCAAAAUCAACUGGGUUAUUAACGGCAAAAAAUUCACUCUUGAGGGCAAAGACUACAUCUUAAAAAUCGAAAAUCAAGGACAGACCGUGUGCUUGUCUGGAUUCGAGGGCAUGGAUAUAAAUAAUGGUAUGUGGAUUCUUGGUGAUGUCUUCCUUGGAAAAUUCUACUCAAUCUACGACCUUGGAAAUGACCGUGUUGGUUUUGCUGUAUCCAAGAAUUAA
Brassicogethes aeneus is the source of this 1188-nucleotide messenger RNA. The record is from the annotation of a GenBank genome assembly. Lineage: Eukaryota; Metazoa; Arthropoda; Insecta; Coleoptera; Nitidulidae.